AAGGAUAAAAUGAAGAAAUAAUCUGCAGUGUAUAAAAUUCAGAUUACCUACAGUAUACGUUUUGUUAAAGCAAAUUUUCUUUCACUGCAUCCGUGCUAACUUCCAUUAUCAUAAGGUGGCCAAAGUAUUAGACUAAACCAAAUGCGGAUGUUAAACCCGGAAUUCUCUGCACAGACAUUGUUGCAUUACAGUAAGAAGUGAGGGAGUAAAUACAGGGAAAGGAUUCAUGAGUGACCCCCAGCCAGCCAGUAAGAAGCUCAGAACAGACGCUAUGAAGAUUGGAACACACAAUGGCUCAUUUCACUGUGAUGAGGUCUUGGCUUGUUUCAUGCUGAGACAACUGCCAAAGUAUGCUGAUGCUGAGAUAGUCAGAACCCGUGACCCUGCUGUCCUUGACACAUGUGAUAUUGUGGUGGAUGUUGGGGGAGUGUAUGAUCCUGCUAAAAAUAGAUUUGACCAUCAUCAAAGGACAUUUAACGAGUCGAUGAGCACAGUGAAUAAGCCCAAGAAAUGGACAACCAAACUAAGCAGCGCUGGCCUGGUUUACUGUCAUUUUGGUAAGGAGAUUGUGGCCCAAAUUCUCGAGCUUCCUGUGGAUGAUCCAGUGACCGACAUUGUAUACGACAAAGUGUAUGAAAACUUUGUGGAGGAAAUUGAUGCUAUUGACAAUGGAAUUAAUCAGUAUGAUGGGGAACCCAGGUACCAUAUAAAUACCAACUUAAGCAGUAGAGUCAGCCAUUUUAAUCCUAUGUGGAAUGAACCAAAUGCUGAUGAAAUGGCAGGGUUUUUGAAGGCCAUGAAGAUGGUGGGGUCUGAAUUUCUUGAUAAAAUUUUGUACUACAAGAAAUCAUGGCUUCCUGCUAGGGAAUUGGUAGAAGAGGCUGUCAAAGGCAGAAUGGAGGUGGAUCCUAGUGGAGAGAUUGUGGUUUUUAAGACAGGGAGUUGUCCAUGGAAGGAUCAUCUAUUUAAUUUGGAGGCAGAGCUGAACAUUAAUCCACCUAUAAAAUAUGUUCUUUACCAAGACCAGAGCAACAAAUGGAGGGUUCAGUGCGUACCAGAGGCCCUGGGGUCAUUUACAAACAGACUAUCUCUGCCAGAAGACUGGCGAGGCUUGAGGGACAGUGUACUUACAGACAAGUCUGGGAUUGCGGACUGUAUAUUUGUACAUGCUGGAGGCUUCAUUGGAGGAAACCACACUUACGACGGAGCACUGGAGAUGGCAAAGAGAAGUCUUAAGAUGUCACAGAAAAAUACAUAACACCGCAAGGAGCCUACAGGGCCAUUGAAAAUGAAUAUUAUAAGCUCAGGUUAUGAUAUGUACAUUUAAUACAUGAGGCAAUAUUUCUUUGUCAUAGUUGAAUCUUGUCCAGCAGAGUCAUGAAUUAAAAUUAAAGUGUUUUCUAUAU
This is a messenger RNA of Saccostrea echinata, 1406 nucleotides long. RefSeq names its product MYG1 exonuclease-like. Bases 227 to 1258 code for a protein of 343 amino acids. The record is from RefSeq and is a predicted model, not a curated record. NCBI's taxonomy places the organism in Eukaryota, Metazoa, Mollusca, Bivalvia, Ostreida, Ostreidae. Gene Ontology annotation, cellular component: cytoplasm; nucleus. The transcript has 8 exons.